CGGAAAAAAAAAAUUCCCCACCCCUGUCGCCUUCGCAUUUCUCCCUUCACCGCCGCCGCCCGCCCGAUCCCCAAAUCCUCCCGCCGCCGCUCGCCGGGGUCCGGGUCCGGGUCCGGCCAAACAGGCAGCAUGGCGGAGGCGCUGAUGGACGAGCUCCUCGAGGAGAUCCUCCUCCGCCUGCCGCCGGACGACCCCGGGAGCCUCGUCCGCGCCGCCACCGUGUGCAGGCGGUGGUGCCGCAUCGUCUCCGCUCCCGGCUUCCGCCGCGGCUUCUCCGAGCGCCACCGCGCGCCCCCCAUGCUCGGCUUCUUCGCCAACCUCACGGUCGGCGACGAGGACGCCGACUACGAGGACGACUUCGUCGCCCGCUUCGUCCCCGCCACCGCCUUCCGCCCGCGCCGCGCCGACCGCCUCGACCGCCGCGCGCUCGACGCCCACCACGGCCGCGUCCUCCUCACCACCGCGCCCUGGGGGUCCAACCUCGAGGUCUGGGACCCCGUCACGGACGAGCUGCGGGAGCUUCCCCGCCUCGCCCUGCCGUACUCGCCUUUCAGCUGGAACGCGGCGGUGGUCUGCGCCGCCCACGGCGAGUGCGACCACCUCGACUGCCGCCGCAGGCCCUUCCUCGUCGUCUUCCUGAACGACUCCGACCCUGAGGGUAUGCACGUGUACGUUUACUCAUCGGAGGUUGGCGCCUGGAGCCAGCCGAUCUACGGCGCUCCCUCCACAACCUAUGGGGUCGAGAUGGUUCCUACUGCCCUUGUGGGGAAUGCACUCUACUUCCUGAUUGAUGCGACCAACAGCAUUCUGGAGUACGAUCUGGCCAAGCGGAGCGUGUCUGUGCUUCACCUGCCUCUCGGUUUCGUUUCGGACUUUGCGGUGCUCACGACGUCGGAGGAUGGCAUGUUGGGAUUCGCAAGGGUGGAGAAGUCCAGACUCUGGCUCUGGUCAAUGGAGACAGGUCCUGAGGGGGAUGCUACGUGGGCACCAAAAGGAUCCAUUGAGCUCUUGUCACCGCUUCAAGUUGACGCCGCUGCCAUCGUAAAUGAUUAUGUUGGUUUUGCACAUGGCGCCAGGGUCUUUUUUGUGGGGACGGAGGAUGCUUGGUUCAGUAUUGAUCUAGAGUCCGGACAGGUGAGGGAGGAGGACUGUGGUGAUGGUCACGCCCACGGUGUCGUUCCAUACACGAGCUUCUACACCCCAGAUUUUCAUCAGUAUGGAUUAGCUCCUCUGUGAACCAAAUAAGUGCUGAGCAAGCAGCAAACUACUCCUGGAUGAUGGAGGGAGGAGGAGGCUAACAGUUUCUGCAGCUUAAAAUCUUCAGGUGGAUCGGUUGGGAUGAUGUCUCACUGAAGCAGAGGGGUGAAACCAACGCAAAAACCACCUUUGACUGUCCUGUUCCCCUAGAGCUUAAGUGUGUAACCUGAAUGCUGUCAGCAUAUGUACUUUUUCGUGCCUACAUCCAUGAUCCAUGGGCAGGCUUCCGAUCAUUUUUUCUUUUGUUUCUCUUGGUGAAGUGAAACUCUGAAUCUGAAUCUCAGGUUCGCUGCACAUACUGCAGGUCACUGUAGUCUUAUGCAAAUCACAGUACUGUCAAGGCAUGUUUGACAGGAUUAUAAACAGUUUCUGAAUAGAUGGGUCGCUUUCAGUUAACCA
Messenger RNA from Panicum virgatum (switchgrass), 1656 nucleotides. RefSeq lists its product as uncharacterized. The record is from RefSeq and is a predicted model, not a curated record. The transcript has 3 exons. NCBI's taxonomy places the organism in Eukaryota, Viridiplantae, Streptophyta, Magnoliopsida, Poales, Poaceae. The coding region runs from base 130 to 1236 and encodes 368 amino acids. Gene Ontology annotation, molecular function: protein binding.